AAAGUCUGCACCUUUGUUCCGACAAAACCAACAAGAAGAGUUAAACUGGGAAAGACUCUUCCUUUGAGCAAGUACAAGGCCCAUGGCAUCUCUAUGCUGCUCCACCACCACCAUAAUCCUCUCCGUGAAGUUUCCUCCAUCGAUCAGAACGCAUACUCAAUCCCCCAGACUAAACCGUUCAAAGACUCAGAAACAGAGGAUAACAGAGCGAAGAAGCUUGAUCGUUAGAUCAAUCACUGAAGACAGAGAAGCAAUCGAUGUGAAGAAGAGUGACACCUUCGAUCCACAAGAAGAACCAAAAGGAGAAGAAAUAGAUAGAGACACCGAUCGGCUGAUGAGUCGAGGGAUCAACGCAGCCAUAGUUCUCGCCGCCGGCACCGUUGCAGUCACCAAGCUUCUCUCCAUCGAUCAUGACUAUUGGCAUGGUUGGACUCUGUACGAGAUACUUAGAUACGCACCUGAACACAACUGGGUUGCGUAUGAGCAAAUCCUCAAAACAAACCCUGUUUUAGCGAAGAUGGCUAUCAGUGGAGUUGUGUAUUCUCUAGGAGAUUGGAUUGCACAAUGUUACGAAGGGAAACCUCUGUUUGAGUUUGAUAGAACUCGUGUUCUUAGAUCAGGUCUUGUUGGGUUCACUCUCCAUGGUUCGCUCUCUCAUUAUUACUACCAAUUCUGCGAGGCUCUGUUUCCUUUUCAAGAUUGGUGGGUAGUCCCUGCAAAAGUGGCCUUUGAUCAAACCGUGUGGUCAGCGAUUUGGAACACUAUCUACUAUACAGUCUUAGGCUUAUUGCGUUUCCAGUCACCAGCUAAGGUUUUCGGCGAAAUCAAGACCACGUUUUGGCCAAUGAUCACUGCAGGGUGGAAGCUUUGGCCAUUGGCUCACUUGGUUACAUAUGGUGUAAUUCCUGUAGACCAAAGGCUUCUUUGGGUUGAUUGUAUUGAACUCAUUUGGGUUACUAUACUGUCGACUUACUCAAAUGAAAAGGCAGAGGCGCAAACUAUAGGGGAAACAAACUCCAGUAGUACUGAGGACUAGGAGAUACUGCAUGUAGCUUCAAGUUUAUGGACUGCAAGCACAAAGUGAUGAAGAACAUCAAGAAUAGUUUUUUUCUCUUAAAUAAGAUAGGAAUUUAAAUACAGAAAUUUGAAACAUGUAUAUAUACAUUUGAUUCCAAGAGAGAAAAUCUAUUGUGUAAUACAUCAAACACAAACACCAGCCGAUAAAUAGAACAGAUUCAGCGACU
Molecule: messenger RNA, 1244 nt
Organism: Brassica rapa (field mustard)
Lineage: Eukaryota; Viridiplantae; Streptophyta; Magnoliopsida; Brassicales; Brassicaceae
Product: protein SYM1
Cellular component (GO): cytoplasm; membrane
Source: RefSeq, a predicted model, not a curated record